This is a messenger RNA of Myripristis murdjan (pinecone soldierfish), 1040 nucleotides long. RefSeq names its product C-type lectin domain family 3, member Ba (gene clec3ba). NCBI's taxonomy places the organism in Eukaryota, Metazoa, Chordata, Actinopteri, Holocentriformes, Holocentridae. Bases 84 to 680 code for a protein of 198 amino acids. The transcript has 3 exons. The record is from RefSeq and is a predicted model, not a curated record. Gene Ontology annotation, biological process: ossification; bone mineralization.
GAGCUACACAGCGCUUUGCUGGGGCACUGUCGCGACACCAAACCAAAGUUUUACUGUGGCAGUAAAGUAGUUGUCAGAGCAUUAUGGAUACCAGAGCUGUCUGCUUGGUGUUUUGCCUUCUCUUGCUGGCACACUGCACACUCCAGCAGAACCCGUCCAAGAAGAAAAAUAGCAAGAAAGAUGCUGCAAACAAUGCUGCAAUUGAGGAGCUAAAGAAACAGAUUAAUGACAUUGUAGCAGAGCUGAAUUUGCUGAAAGAACAGCAAGCCUUGCAAACAGUUUGCCUGAGAGGCACCAAGAUCCUUGGCAAGUGUUUUCUGGCUGAUCCCGUGAAGAAAACCUACCACACAGCCAAUGAUGAUUGCAUCGCCAAGGGGGGCAGUCUGAGCACCCCUGUGACCGGGGACGAGAAUGACCAGCUCUACGACUAUGUGCGCCAGAGCAUCGGCCCCGAGGAGCACAUCUGGUUGGGGAUCAACGACCUAGUGACCGACGGCCAUUGGGUGGACCAGUCGGGGUCCAGCGUGCGUUUCAAGAACUGGGAGACGGAGAUCACCCUGCAGCCGGAUGGAGGCCGAGGCCAGAACUGUGCCAUCCUCUCCACCACAGCCAAUGGGAAGUGGUUUGAUGAGAACUGCCGUGCUGAGAAGGCCUCUGUCUGCGAGUUCAAUAUUGUCUAGGCGCAGCCACUGCUUUGCUCUCAUUUAACAGUGAAUGCAGCUUGCAGAGAAACUGAAACAUGUAGAGCAUUUGAAAGCUAUAAGGUACAUAACUUGCAAGAUCUUCAGGAAUUAUUGUAUGUGCUGCCCUUUCUUAGCCAUUAGCUCACUGUUAUAUGAUGAUUAUCCAAAACAGAAUGAAUUUACACAGCGAUUUGGUAUGUGCUGUUAGGGAAUGGCCUGUUAAAACUGUAUAAGCUAAAACCAUCAUUGGAUGAUAUAUAAUAUAUACAUUGAUGUAUACUGUGGUUCAGUAGGUUUGUGUCCUCAAACACACUCAAACACUACAUAGCCUUCUGCUCUGUACCAGCCUGUUCAAUG